This is a messenger RNA of Hibiscus syriacus, 1497 nucleotides long. Its product is annotated as spidroin-1-like. NCBI's taxonomy places the organism in Eukaryota, Viridiplantae, Streptophyta, Magnoliopsida, Malvales, Malvaceae. The record is from RefSeq and is a predicted model, not a curated record. The transcript has 7 exons. Bases 1 to 1497 code for a protein of 498 amino acids.
AUGGGUGUUUUUACUUCUUCCGUUGCAGUUAUUCUCUUGUUCGUUCUGUUCAUAGAUGGUCUUGCGAUUGCUAAUAAUCAAAAUGUUGAUGAAAAAGAAGAAAGUUUACUACAAAGUUCUAAUUUGUCUGAAGAAAUGACAAAGACUAAAAGACAUAGGAGGUCUUUAACAUUUCUUCCUAUAAUAGCUCAUCGAGGUGGUGUUGGUGGUUAUGGUGGUGGGGGCGGUGGAUACAAUUUUGGUUUCCGAGGUGGAUUCGGAGGAGGAUUUGGCGGAUUUGGUGGUGGAGGAGUUGGUCAUGGGUUUGGAGUUGGGGCAGGUGGAUUGAGAGGAGGAUUUGGCCAUUUUGGAGGUGGACAAGGAAACGUUGGUGCAUAUAGUGGUGGAAGUGGUGGUGCUAAUAUCAAGGGUGAAGUUAGAGGUAGUGGAAGCGGGGGUGUUGGUGCUGCUAGCCAAGCUGAAGCUAAUGUUGGUAGACAUGACAGUGUUAGUGCUUCUGCUGGUGCUAGUGCUGAAGCUAAUGCUGGUAGAAGAGGUGGCGCUAAUGUUGUUGGAAAAAGUGAAGCCAAUGUUGGUGGAUAUGGUGGCGCUAGUGCUUUUAGCAAGGGUGAAGCCAGUGUUGGUGGACAUAGUGGCGCCAGUGCCUCUGGUAAUGAUCAAGCUAACGUUGGUGGACAUGGUGGGGCUAGUGCUUCGUCUAAGGGUGAAGCUAAAAGCGGUGGAAUUGGCGGUGCUAGUGCUUCUGGUAGUGGUCAAGCUAAUGUUGGUGGAAGUGGCAGUGCUAGUGCUUCUGGUAGUGGUCAAGCUAAGGUUGGUGAAAGUGGUGGCGCCAGUGCUUCCGACAGUGGUCAAGCUAAUGUUGGUGGAAGUGGAGGUGCUAGUGCUUCUGGAAGUGGUCAAGCUAAUGUUAGUAAAAGUGGUGGUGCUAGUGCUUCUGGCAGUGGUCAAGCUAAUGUUGGUGGAAGUGGUGGCGCCAGUGCUUCCGGAAAUGGUCAAGCUAAUAUUGGUGGAAGUGGAGACGCUAGUGCUUCUGGCAGUGGUCAAGCCAAUGUUAGUGGAAGUGGCGGUGGCAGUGCUUCCGGCAGUGGUCAAGCUAAUGUUGGUGGAAGUGGUGGUGCUAGUGCUUUUGGGAAUGGUCAAGCUAAUGUUGGUGAAAGUGGUGGUGCUAGUGCUUCUGGAAGUGGUCAAGCUAAUGUUGGUGGAAGUGGUAGUGGCAGUGCUAGUGCUUCUGGUAGUGGCCAAGCUAAUGUUGACGGAAAUGGCAAUGCUAGUGCUACUGGAAAGGGAGAAGCUAAUGUUGGUGGAAGUGGUGGUGCUAGUGCUUCUGGAAGUGGAGCAGCUAAUGUUGGUGGGAGUGGCGGUGCUAGUGCUUCUGGCAGUGGUAAAGCUAAUGUUAGCGGAAAUGGCGGCGCUAGUGCUUCUGGUAGUGGUCAUGCUAAAGUUGAUGGAAAUGGUGGCGCUAGUGCUUCAGGUUUCGGUGAAGCUAAAAUUCAUUGA